AUGAAAAGUAAGCCUAACUUAAAUAUAACUGUAAAGGGUGCUAAAUUGCUUCAAGAUCUUGAUGAAUAAAAAGGGAAGGGCAAAUAGGAUCCAUAAGUCAGUAUUCAAUUAGGGGCAUAGAAGUUCAAAACAAAAACAGCUACAAAUUAAGGAAAAGUUCCAAUUUGGAAUGAAACCUUUUAAUUUGUCUAUGAUCCUAAAAAUUCUAGCUUAAAAGUUAAUGUAUAUGAUGUGGAUCCACAAAAGAAAAAUUCAGAAGAAAUUAUUGGAGAGGGAGUUCUGAAUUUAUAAAAUGCAGAGACAGCUCCUGAGUGGUUAGUUUAGGUUCCUUUGUACAAAGAUUAAAAUGAUAUGGGAUCAUUAGAAUUGGAAUUUGAUUUUAUUGGAAAGAAGAAACCAGCUGCUAAAAAAGAUAAAAGUGAAUUAGGUUCAGAAAGAUAAUUAGAUAAAUCUAAUAAUAAUUCUAUGUCUUCUAAAUAGGAAUUAAAAUAAUAAUAAGAUAAUAAUUAUGAUUUUCAAACUGUUAAUAUAGAAGCUCAAUAAGCAGAAUUGAAUAAAUGGAUAUAAUAAAUAAAAGACAGAGAAUAUAUAAAUACUCUAAAAUAUUUAGAAGAUUCAAGACUAUAGGCUGCUAUAGAGAGAGCUUUGAAUUAAGUUGCCGAACAAAAUCCUAAAGAUUAAAUUGAUUAUUUUGCUGAUUGUUUAUUAAAAUUUAAGUGAUAAUGACAAGCAUUUCAUAUAAUGCAAAAAAAUUAAGACCUUUCAAAAUAUAAAGGGAUGCCUUGAUAAAUGAUCUUAAUAAAUUAUCACUAGAAUACCAAGAGGAAGAAAAGUUAAAUGAUGUCUAUUUUGAUGAAAUAGGAAAAGCAGAAAAAGUAUUUUUACAACAUUAUAUAGGAAUAUGAUGCAUUAUAAAAAUAGCUUGAGUAGCAUCAGAAAUUACAUUAGGAUAAAACAUCAGGUCCUGUUACAUAGGAAUCUCAGGGCAUUGAUGCUAAAUUAGAAUAUGAAGUCAUUAAAACACUAAAAUUAUUUCUCCUCAACAUUAGCAAGAAAGAAACAUUAGAAGUAAUUUAAGAAAAAGAAAUAGCAAAAAGAUUAUAACGAAAUCAAAACUUCCAAUUAACUUUGAAUCCAAAACAAGAUGAAGAAAAUGCUAAGGUUGAAGAGGAUGAACUAGAUAAUGGAUAUUAUAUAACAUUAAGAAAUUAAUGUAAUUCUGUCUAGGUCAAAGUACCUGGUACAAUUAAAACAUUUAGAGAGUUGAAGUAAAUUGUUAAAUCUUGUUUUAUGGCAGAAGAUAAUGAAAUAUUUUAUACAGAUUAGAUGGGUAAUUUAUUAUAAUUUGAAAUGAAUGUACUAAAUGAAUUAUAUCCACCAAUCUAUGAAUUACUUAGAAACUAUGAACCUACUGUUGGAGUUUAACUUAUAAAGUAAAAGAAAUAAAAAGAAGAUAGAAAUAAUGUAUCUCAAUUUGAUGAAGUUUUAUUCACAGAAGCUUACCCUGAAGGAUUAACAAAAGUUUUUAGAUAAACUAGAAGAUUGGAAAAUAAAAUGGAUUGGUCAUUAUAUUUAGGAUAUUUAAACAAAGUUAAAUAUUUUUUUGAAUCUUGUCUCUUUAUAAUAUUACUGUUUUUAUUUAUAUAUACAGAAAUUAACCAAAUCAAAUUUGUUACUAAUACUCAAAUUUUAGCUUCAUUUUAAAAUUCAUAUCCUAUUUAAAGAUCUUACCCUAUACCUGUAUUUAAUUUAUCAUCCCUAAUUUACUAAACUUUAGCAGGAGAAAAUGAUAUUCACUAUUUUUACAAUUACCCUUUAAAAUCAGGAUUAUUAAUAUAAAAAUUAGUUUAAGAAGAAAAUAUAGAUGAUUGUCAUAUUUUGAAUACUAAAUAAAAAUCAAUGUUUUCAACAAAAAAUUAAAGUUGUUUAAAUUUUGAUGAAUUAUUUGUUGAAGACUUGGAUGGGGAUUAUACUCAAACUGAUUUUAAUCCAUCUAAAUAUGAUAAUUAUUAUGGAGGAUAUGUUUGGGAACUUAAUCUCACAGAUUAAAAUAGUUUCCAAAAUAGUAUUGAAUAGAUUAAAUCUUAAAAGUGGUUAAAAUACAAUAUUAAAUAAUCUUAAUUUAUUUUAAAUUACUUUAAUAGUCCAACUUAAAGAUUAAUAUAAGCAACAAUUACAACUCUAUAUCUAUUUAAUGAUGUAAAAUAUAUAUAAUAUUUAGGAAUUACUCAAUUAUAAUACUAUGUAAACACAAGCAUUUGAUUUAAAUUCUUCAACAGAUUAAGAAGUACUUGCUCAUUCUAUCAUGUUCUAUAUAGCUAUACUAUUAUUAGUUCCUUCAUUUUUUGGUAUUGGAUUCAAUAAUUAUUUUCAGAUUUUUUUGGAUUUUAUUUUAUAGGAACUUAAAAUACUUUAAUCCUUAUUUAUUUAUAAUAUAUGGAACUUUUAAACAGAAGAAGAAAGAUGUAAUCUAAAAAAAGAGACUUAGCACCACAAGAAGAAAGAGAAUUUUAAUAAAAAAAAUUAAUUGUCAGUGAUUUUUUCAUCUUCAAUUUAAAAGUGCUAUAUGUAGUAAUUAAAAUUCCAUUAAUAUUCGAUAUCAUUUGUAUUAAUAUUUAAAUAUUAUAGAUAUGUUAAGUAAUGUUAGCAUAUUAAUUAGAAGCACCAUAUCAAAAUCAUAUCAAGAUGAAUUAAGUUUAAUUGAUGUUGGUUCUAAUUCAUAUUAGGAUGUCUCCAAAUUAAUAACACCACUUUAUACUACUAGAAUAUAUGAUGGAAUUUAAAUGUUGUUUUUAAUGAUAGCUAUAAAUAGAUUUUUAGGGAAUUGGAGUCCUUAUUUAAAAUGUUAUGGAUUAGUUAUUAUUAGAGUAAUUAUGUUAUUGAUUAUUUAAGUUUAAUAAAGAAUCUUGGUUCUUACUUUUAGUUUUGAUAUUUAUUAUUAGCAUUUGUGCAAUGUCUUGGAGCAUUACAAUAUAAGGGAAAUUAGUAAAUCAUGAUAAUUUCUUUUAUUCAUUUAUUGGAUUAUUAAGAUGUACUCUUAAAUAUGGAAUGCAUAACGAUAUUGCAGAAUAAGGAUUUUAUAAUAAUUAUGUUAAGGAUAUAAGUUAUUCUUUUGAUACAAGAUAUGUAUUAUAUUAUUAUUAAAUUAGAUUCAAUAUGUUAUAGUUAUGGUUUUGACAAUGAUUAUGGUACCAAUAUUUAUUUCUUUGAUGACAUAAUAAGUACAUAAUACAAAAGAAGAAGCCAAAUAAAAGAUGAUGGAUUAUAAAAAAUGA
Messenger RNA from Paramecium pentaurelia, 3275 nucleotides. NCBI's taxonomy places the organism in Eukaryota, Ciliophora, Oligohymenophorea, Peniculida, Parameciidae. The record is from the annotation of a GenBank genome assembly.